This is a messenger RNA of Zootermopsis nevadensis, 7551 nucleotides long. It is a transcript of the gene Ndae1, whose product is annotated as Na[+]-driven anion exchanger 1. Gene Ontology annotation, molecular function: sodium:bicarbonate symporter activity; monoatomic anion transmembrane transporter activity; solute:inorganic anion antiporter activity. Gene Ontology annotation, biological process: bicarbonate transport; transmembrane transport; regulation of intracellular pH. NCBI's taxonomy places the organism in Eukaryota, Metazoa, Arthropoda, Insecta, Blattodea, Termopsidae. Gene Ontology annotation, cellular component: plasma membrane. The record is from RefSeq and is a predicted model, not a curated record.
AUCAAUAAGUAAGUGGCGGGGAACAGAGCAGUUGAACAGCAAGCCGAGGGAAGUGAGACACGAAAAGCCGUGUGCGCGGUGAAGCUCUGUUGAGGCCGUGCGUCAGUGCAUUUGUGUGUGAGUGAGGAAAAUUAUCGCCCACGUCCUUUGCGUCUCUCUGUCUCUGCUGUUUCUUAUUCUUUCGGUUCUCAUUUACCUUCGCUUAUAUCAUCCCUACUGCUGGUUGUCCCCCCCUUUCUUCCUUGGCGGGCAACUUCCGUCAGUGUACGACUGUUGUUUGUGGAAAGUCGGGCAGAAGGGAGCGUUUGGUUGGUUUAAUACAGAAAUGGCUACUGAAGACGUGUACUCGUGAAUUCAGAAACCAACUAUGAGACUUGAUGGUCACCUGAGGUUAACACUUCUUCGCAUUUGACUGUGUUAAUAUCAUCACUACCGCCAGUCAUAAAAGAAUGAUGAUGGACCGCUCAGAGCGACCACGCGAAUCAACGCUAUGAACCAGAACAGCGGGCAGAUGCUGUUUCAUCCAGGCUUUUUGAAACGCUGUUCCAACUCUCGUGGAUCUUGAUUACUUUAAUCGCCUUCGGCCUUUGUCCUGUAAGAACCGAGGAAGAGGCCACUGGUAAUGGAUACCACUUCAGGGGACUACGAGGCACCCAAAGAUCCCGGAGUCCAGCAGACACACUAUCAAACUUUUUCAGAAAAAGACUUUGAAGGUCACCGCGCUCACACGGUUUACGUGGGGGUACAUCUGCCCGGAAAUAAGAGGCGGCCUCACCAUCGACGACACAAACAUCACCACAAGAACGGGAUCAGUAAGGAUCCAAAUGCGUCCAGCACUGAAGACGACGACCGACCAAGACAAAUUCUAGUGCCCUGGCGUCGACGUAUGAGCGGCAUAACAGAUGAUGGUGAAAUAUUCACACCACCAGCCCAACGUGUACAGUUCAUACUUGGGGAAGAUGUGGAUGACGGAAUGCACGAGCCUCAUCCUCUCUUUGCCGAGAUGGGAGAGUUGGUACAUGAUGGAAAUGAAAUGGAGUGGAAGGAAACUGCCAGGUGGAUAAAGUUUGAAGAAGAUGUUGAAGAAGGUGGUAACAGGUGGUCGAAACCUCAUGUAGCAACUCUCACACUUCAUUCGUUGUUUGAACUCCGCAGCAUGUUACUGAAUGGCACUAUCAUGCUAGACAUGGAUGCAUCAUCUCUUGAACAAAUUGCGGAUCUUGUGCUGGAUAAUAUGGUCAAUGCAGAAUCUCUGCCUUUUGAUUGCAGAGAAAAGGUAAGGGAAGCGUUGUUACGUCGUCAUCGGCAUCAGCAUGAACGUCGCAAGGAGACUUCAACAUCUAAUAUGUCUCGACUACCUAUUAUACGAUCUUUAGCAGAAAUAGGACGAAAUCAUUCCUCAUCUAAAACAUUGCAGGACAGUAACAGGAGUCCACAAAUGGAACAGCACUCAGUUUGUCGCAGCACCAGCUGUCCCAGUUCUGAGACAGCCCAUUCUGAUGUGCAGAAUAACAAGGCCCCCUAUCUUACAGUUCCAGUGGAGGAAUCGUCCCCAUCAGCUCAAUCGACGACCACCAUCGCCAACUUGUCCAAGCCUACAGAGUUUGGCCGAUUUCUUUCUGUCCCUGGAGCUGGGUCAGCAAGUACGCCUAGUACCCAGGGAAUGGAACAGAGCCACAGUACAGCAUCUCUAAGUCGCAACUUAAGUAGUGGCUCAGCAUUAGGAGAAUUAAAUGGCGAGGGAAUCCACCCUAAGGGUAAUACUCAUUUUAUGAGAAAAAUCCCACCUGGUGCUGAAGCAUCCAACAUUUUGGUUGGAGAAGUUGAUUUUCUAGAGAAACCAUUAUCAGCAUUUAUUCGACUGAAUCAUGCAAAUUUCUUAGGAGAUUUAACAGAAGUUCCUGUUCCAACUCGGUUUCUCUUCAUUUUAUUGGGACCAGCAGGUGGACUGGCAAACUUUCAUGAAGUGGGACGUGCCAUGGCUACUCUUAUGUCAGAUGAGGUGUUCCACGACGUGGCGUACAAAGCUCGCAACCGUAAUCAUCUGCUGGCAGCAAUAGAUGAAUUCCUGGAUGCAGUAACAGUGCUUCCUCCAGGAGAAUGGGACCCCUCCAUAAGGAUCGAGCCUCCAGCUGCAGUCCCUUCUCAGGAUCAAAGAAAGAGACCACCUGAAAAACAAAAGGAUGAACCUGAUGAAGAGGAAGAUGAACAGAAGCUGAGGGAAGAGUCAGGACUGGAAAGAUCAGGAAGACUGUUUGGCGGUCUCAUUAAUGAUAUCAAGCGGAAAGUACCUUGGUACUGGUCAGAUUUUAAGGAUGCCCUGGCCAUGCAGUGUGUAGCUUCUUGGAUCUUCUUGUACUUCGCUUGCCUAUCACCCAUAAUUACAUUUGGCGGUCUCUUAGGCCAUGCGACGGGAAAUAACAUGGCUGCUAUGGAGUCCUUGGUGUCUGGUUUUGUGUGUGGUAUAGGCUAUGGUUUCUUCUCUGGGCAACCACUAACCAUCUUGGGAUCCACGGGUCCAGUUCUAGUGUUUGAGACCAUCAUGUAUGAAUUUUGCAAAUCAAAGGAAUGGGAUUACAUGUCAUUUCGUUUCUGGAUUGGAAUGUGGAUUGCACUAAUCCUCCUAAUCUUGGUUGCUAUAGAUGCAAGUGUCCUAGUGUGCUACAUCACACGGUUCACAGAAGAAAAUUUCGCAACUCUUAUAGCUUUCAUUUUCAUUUAUAAAGCUGUUGAGAAUGUACUCGAUAUUGGAAAGCAGUUUCCUAUCAAUACUCAUGGUGACGCAGUACUUAAUUAUGACUGUUUCUGCACAUAUACUAACAGGUCAUCUUAUCCUGAGAAUGUUAACUGGACAUAUUUAAACAAGGAAGAAUGUCUAUUGAAGAAUGGUACUAUGAUGGGUGCUGGUUGUGAUACUCCACAUUAUGUGCCUGAUGUAUUCCUGAUGUCUUUUGUUUUGUUUGUGGGAACAUUCAUAAUUUCAGUACAGUUGAAGGAUUUCAAAAAUGCAUUGUUCUUUCCAUCAAAGGUCCGGCAAUUUUUCAGUGACUUUGCUGUUAUCAUUGCAAUAUUGUCCAUGACAGGAUUGGACUUUUAUGCAGGAAUCAAGACACCUAAAUUACAGGUGCCAAAUGAAUUCAAGCCAACACUGGAGAAUAGAGGCUGGAUUAUUUCACCAUUCAACAAUAAUCCAAUAUGGACAGCUCUCCUUGCUUUCUUGCCUGCCCUUCUUGGGACUAUCCUUAUAUUCAUGGAUCAACAGAUUUCAGCGGUUAUAGUUAAUCGGAAGGAGAACAAACUCAAGAAAGGUUGUGGUUAUCAUCUGGACUUAUUUGUUCUUGCCAUACUUAUAAUUAUAUGCUCAGCUAUGGGCUUGCCUUGGUUUGUGGCUGCUACUGUUUUGUCAAUCAAUCAUGUCAAUUCGCUGAAGCUAGAAUCAGAAUGUGCAGCUCCUGGUGAGAAACCCCAGUUUUUGGGUGUCAGGGAACAACGUGUCACUCACAUCCUGAUCUUCUUGAUGAUUGGGCUGUCUGUAGUGCUAACUCCAGUGCUGGGUAAUAUCCCCAUGCCUGUCCUGUUUGGAGUAUUCCUGUAUAUGGGUGUGGCAUCUCUCAGGGGACUGCAGUUUGUCGAUCGUCUUCUCAUUAUAUUUAUGCCCGUUAAAUACCAGCCAGAUCACAUGUUCCUUCGACAGGUGCCCUUGAAACGUGUACACAUAUUCACAAUCAUCCAGCUGACUUGUCUGGUGAUUCUGUGGGUCAUCAAAUCUUUCAGCACAACCUCCAUUCUCUUCCCUCUUAUGUUGGUGGUGAUGAUUGGUAUUCGUAAAUUACUAGAUUUUGUAUUUACAAGGCGAGAACUCAAGAUUCUUGAUGAUGUCAUGCCUGAAACAACCAAACGGACUGAAGAGGAGAGAAGACAGCUGGCGGGAGAGGAAGGUAAGGCUGAUAUUGAUCCAACUGGAAAUCUGCAAAUUCCUCUUGCUAAUGGCAAUAUUAUUAAAAUUCCUCUUGCUUCAAUCAAUAUCUCUGAAGAGGUUAACAAAACUGGUAUAUGGAAACAAGUAAAUGAAGGUGGCUCUGCUUACAAAGAUGACAAGAAGAAAAAGAGUCCUAACAAGAACAGCUCAAAGUCCAAAAAGCGAGGAAACAAAAAGGAUGCUGUAAGUGAUGAUGAAAAGACGAGGCUUUCCACAAUGGCAGAAGAGGAAGAAGAAGAAGGAUUGACAAUAAAGAUUGAUUCAUGUCUUGCCAUUAAUUAUGGAAGGGGAAACGUCAAAGCAAAUGGUUUGAAUGCAGCUGAGACUUCAGUAUAAAUUUUUAUAGAUUAAACCAUUUGUGCAUUUGUAAAAAGUUGUAAAAAAAGUCCCACGUAACUACAAUGUUAUGUUAGUAAAUGCAUUGUCAAGUAAACAUGAUGACAACCUGUGUUCAUUUUUAAUGUUUUGUGGGAGAUCUUUGUCAUGUUGAUAUGUACAAGUAGCCUAACAUUUGUUGCUUUGGUACCAAACUCAGACAUCUAGUGAUUCCCUUCACGAAGAUAAUAAUAAUAAUAAUAGUAGUAAUAAUAAUAAUAUACGGUGCAGAUUAUCUUUAGCAAGAGUUAUACUUAAAAUUGGAUUCUGCUUCUGUGUAGAGUGGGAAUGAUUUUAAUCAACAGUUGUAUGCUAUAAUCAUUUGUUUUAUGUAUCUGCUGUAAUGUAAUUUGUCAGUCAUGAUGUCACUAAAGUACAUGAUUAUAUUUAUGUGUUCUUGGGCUUAAUUUUCUUCAUACUGGUAUAAAGAAAAAUGGGGGAACUUUCUUCCAUUUAUACUACUGUCUAAUACUUAUAUGUUUAAUGCUAAUUUAAUUAGUCUAGCGAAACAAUACAAAACUUUUGUCAUUGUGCAAUUUAAUAUUAUAGAGAUUUGCAUUAGAACUUGGUUGUAAUGCCCACAUUAAUGGGAGAACUGUUAUUAAUGAUAUGUGUAAGUUUGCCGAUGUUUUGAGAAUGAUAAUUAUGCAGUUAUAUUUUACUUUCAUGAUAAAAUACUCUAGCUGCUCUUUGAAGAUAUUGAAAUUUAUACUAAUAUGAUAUGUAUAUAUUAUUUAAAUUAUUUAACAAAUAGAAAACAUUUUUAUCAUUAUUAGUAGCACUUCAGUUGUUUAUGAUAAUACAUGAUAUUCACCCAUUAUCAUCUUAUAAUUCAGAGUGAGUGAAGGUAUACGUACCAUGGCGGUGGUGAUCAUCGGUCUUUGUGUUUGAAACUUGAACGUUUAGUUUGAAUUUUGUAUUUCUGAGAUGUCAUUUUCUUUUCUUACAUUGAAAUGCAGCUCUUUUUUUUUUUUUUUUGCCUGUAACCUGGUAUAUGCAUUUUUUGUAUAUUAGUAUUGUGAUAUGAAAGUUAAUGAAUGUCAGCAUUAUAACCAAGUUCUAAUGUAUUCAUUUGCAGUAUGUGCCAAUGUGAUAGAAUAGAUGGCAAAUUGUUACUCCAUUCAUCAUCAGUGUUAAAUACUAAUAUCAGCAUACGGUGAAUAUAUUCUUGAUUAAGUACACGCCCCAUCAACACACAUAUCCUCCGUUGUACUAAUUUUAUCCAUAGAUUUUCUUUUAUUUCAUGGCACAGUUCAUCUCUUUCGCGUAAAAGCUAUGUCUUUGCUUCCAGCUUAUGUUCGGAGACAUCGUUUGGCUCUUUGAAUGUUUCUCAUAAAAGGUUCUGAUAACAAUUACUGGUACAUUCCCCAUUGAAGUAGGAAUCAAUACAUUAACUGAAACUUAAUGUGUAAGAAGUAACUCAUGAUUAUCAUCAUUAUGCUACUAUUAUUUAUUUUAAAUUUAAAAUUGUGAUAUAGAAAAGUCUACUGAUCUACUCCCAUCCAAAUUUUUUUUUAACUAGGUAAAAUGAAAUUGUCAGGAUAAUUUUUAAAAUUAUUAGGAACAUCUGUAUAACUUAGCAUAUAUUUUAUAGUAUCUAGGAAUUUCAGGAAUGUGUCAGUAAUGUUCCGUAGUUAGACAUAAAUGUUUUCUUCCUUGCUUUAAAGUAAUUGCCAUAUUAUUAAUUUCUUAAUUUGUUAUUAAUGCCAGCUACAUGAGUUCCUUUCAUUUACUUUACAAACCAACAAAUCUAAAUUAAGAGGGAUCUUUUUAAAAGUAAUUAUCAUAGUAAUAGGAGGCAAUACCAAAUUAUUUUAAUAUUCCUUAAUUACAAAAUUCAGAUUUACUAGAGGUUAACAGGUGUUUUAUUCAAAAGUUUUGUGAUUUGUAUAGAUUAAAAUUUACAAAUUUUAGAAUUUGGAAUGAAGUUUAAAUUUUGGUAAGAUUUAGUAAUAAUUCUAUGUAUUUUAUAUAAGGAAUUUUCUUAAAACUGUUUUAAUAUGACAGACUGAGGCAUGAACAAAUUGGUCCAGCCUCCUGCCUUCUCCCAAGGUUGUCAGUGACAAAGAUGAUCAUUUGUCAUUUUGCAGGAUUAUCCAGCAAUGUAAUUACACAACGUCUUAGUUUUAUUAUCCAGCUACAGAAUGUUGUAUCUGGAAGCAGCCCUGUUUUAUCAGGAAACGUGAAGGAUGAAGAUGGAAUUUUGUUUAAGAUUGAAUGGUAAAUUAUUCCAGCCAUUCUGAAGUAACAUGUAGACACUCCCUUGGUGGCAAAGAGUUUAAAGUUGUGCCACUAAUUGUAAUGAGGAGUAUAUGUUUAGGUAAAAAACAUUUUCAGAGAUUACGUAAUUGAAGCUGGCAAAUGAGGCAUUUUGUACAGUCAGUGGCAUGGAGAUUAUACUGUAACAACUGUAAUGUGCCUGUUCAUGAAACUAAAUAUUUCAACAAACAUUAACCACUUCCGUAUUGGUGGUAAUCUGCUGUCAUGCAACCACGUAUCAUGAAAAAUGUAGAAAGAUGGGCAGAACUCUUAAAUUCAAGAAUGGGUAAUUUGUGCAUUUUUUCUCACUUUUAUAAAAUUUGAAGUCUAGACAGAAGAACUGAUCCUACCUGUGCAUAAAUUGCUAUAUUUUAUAUGCAUGGAUAUUGAAUUGAAAUGCUCAUAUUUAAUUUGAUACAUUUGAAGUUUUGCUGUAGUCUUAGCUCACAACUUAAUUAUAAAAGUUUCAGGCACGUGUAAUUAUUUGAGAACACACAUGCAGACCUGAAAAUUAGCAUCGGAAACAAAUAGAAUAAUACAAAGCUUCAGUCCUUAAGAAACCCUAAGAUUUGUUUUAAUUUGAACACAAAUUAGUAGAUAAUCGGAAUAUCUUGGCAGAACUUAUAAGCAUUUUUUGUCUUGUUUUUAAAUUUCAGGAACACGUUUGAAAUUCACUUUAUAUGUACUUCAGUAUUUGACUGCAUGGAAAACAUUUUGUUAUGUGUUUGAAAUGUUAAAUUGAUACACUGGUUACAUGUUUCAUGUAGCAAUAACAUGUAAUUUUAAGCCUUUUACAAUAAAAUAUAAAUAUUGUAACGUUUUCAAAAUGCAUGUUCUCAUUUUGAAUUACGUGAUCUGGUGGCAGAGGAGGGAAAGAUGGUUUCAUGUCCUAACUUGUAUAGAUAUCUAACAACUGGAAUAAAAGAGUAGCCAAGGCA